AUGUUGGACCAGAUGGCGAAUGAGAUAAAGCUCAUCUCGGGGAGCUCCCACCCGGAGCUGAGUGCCAAAGUCGCCAGCCGGCUAGGCAUCUCCAUCGCCAACACCAUGAGCCUGAACUAUUCGAACCAGGAAACGAGCGUCUCCAUCGGCGAGUCCGUUCGUGACGAGGAUGUCUUCAUCCUUCAGUCGACGGCGCCUGGCGAUGUAAACGACGGCCUCAUGGAGUUGCUCAUCAUGAUCCACGCCUGUCGAACCGCCUCGGCCCGGCGCAUCACCGCCGUCAUCCCCAACUUCCCGUAUGCCCGACAAGACAAGAAGGACAAGUCUCGGGCACCCAUCAGCGCGAAGCUCAUCGCAAACAUGCUGCAAGUGUCUGGCUGCAAUCAUGUCAUCACCAUGGACCUGCACGCUUCGCAGAUCCAAGGGUUUUUCAACGUCCCCGUCGACAACUUGUACGCGGAGCCGUCCGUGUUGCGCUGGAUCCGGGAGAACCUCGAUGUGGAGAACUGCGUCAUCGUCUCGCCCGAUGCCGGCGGCGCAAAGCGUGCCACUUCCAUCGCCGAUCGCCUCAACACCGCCUUUGCUCUCAUUCACAAGGAGCGCCCGCGCCCCAACGUUGUCGGUCGCAUGGUUCUCGUCGGCGACGUGCAGGACAAGGUCGCCAUUCUCGUCGAUGACAUGGCCGACACGUGCGGAACGCUCGUCAAGGCUGCCGAGACGGUGAACCAGCACGGCGCACGCAAGGUCUAUGCCAUCGUUACCCACGGCAUUCUGAGCGGCAAGGCCAUCGAGAACAUCAACCAAUCGUGCCUCUCCGGCUUGGUGGUGACAAAUACUGUUCCUCUCGGCGAUAAAACGGAACGGUGCCCCCAGCUAAAGGUCAUCGACGUCUCCGGCACCCUUGCCGAGGCAAUCCGCCGAACUCACAAUGGCGAGUCUGUGUCAUAUCUCUUCACCAAUGUGCCGGUUUGA
Messenger RNA from Drechmeria coniospora, 972 nucleotides. Its product is annotated as putative ribose-phosphate diphosphokinase catalytic chain I. Gene Ontology annotation, cellular component: cytoplasm; ribose phosphate diphosphokinase complex. Gene Ontology annotation, molecular function: magnesium ion binding; ribose phosphate diphosphokinase activity. The record is from RefSeq and is a predicted model, not a curated record. NCBI's taxonomy places the organism in Eukaryota, Fungi, Ascomycota, Sordariomycetes, Hypocreales, Ophiocordycipitaceae. The coding region runs from base 1 to 972 and encodes 323 amino acids. The transcript has 6 exons. Gene Ontology annotation, biological process: ribonucleoside monophosphate biosynthetic process; 5-phosphoribose 1-diphosphate biosynthetic process; purine nucleotide biosynthetic process.